Zea mays is the source of this 1678-nucleotide messenger RNA. RefSeq names its product aspartic proteinase nepenthesin-2. Gene Ontology annotation, biological process: proteolysis. Gene Ontology annotation, molecular function: aspartic-type endopeptidase activity. Lineage: Eukaryota; Viridiplantae; Streptophyta; Magnoliopsida; Poales; Poaceae. The record is from RefSeq and is marked validated.
AACUCACUGCAUAUCUGACAUCUCAGUUGCUGAACGCCUGAACCGCAAGUCAUCCAUGACCUCUUCUAUUCCGAAGCUGCUUCUCCUCCUCUUCUUUCUCAGCCAUCGCUCUCCCAUUGCUCGCGCAGGCGAUGAUGGCAGCUACAAGGUUCUGUCCAUGGGCUCUCCGAGAACUGACUCCGUCUGUUCCCAGUCCAAAGCGGUUCCUUCGUCGUCCGCCGGUGCCGCCACGGUGCCCUUGCAUCACCGUCACGGCCCAUGCUCGCCGUUGCCGACCAAGAAGAUGCCGACGUUGGAGGAGACGCUCCACCGCGAUCAGCUCCGAGCUGCCUACAUCCAGCGGAAGUUCUCAGGCGGCGGUGGCGCUGGUGGUGACGUCCAGCGAUCGGACGCCACCGUGCCGACGGCCCUGGGCACCUCCCUGAACACGCUGGAGUACCUGAUCACCGUAGGCCUGGGCUCGCCGGCCACGUCCCAGACCAUGCUCAUCGACACCGGCAGCGACGUGUCGUGGGUGCAGUGCAAGCCGUGCUCGCAGUGCCACUCCCAGGCGGACCCACUCUUCGACCCCAGCUCGUCGAGCACGUACUCCCCGUUCUCCUGCGGCUCCGCCGACUGCGCGCAGCUCGGCCAGGAAGGCAACGGCUGCUCCUCCAGCUCCCAGUGCCAGUACAUUGUCACGUACGGCGACGGCUCCAGCACCACGGGGACCUACAGCUCCGACACGCUCGCCCUGGGCUCCAGCGCCGUCAGGAGCUUCCAGUUCGGGUGCAGCAACGUGGAGUCGGGCUUCAACGACCAGACCGACGGGCUCAUGGGGCUCGGCGGCGGCGCGCAGUCGCUGGUGUCACAGACGGCGGGGACGCUCGGCAGGGCCUUCUCGUACUGCCUCCCGCCGACACCGAGCUCCUCCGGGUUCCUCACGCUCGGCGCUGCUGGCGGUAGCGGAACCUCGGGCUUCGUCAAGACGCCGAUGCUCAGGAGCAGCCAGGUCCCCACGUUCUACGGCGUGCGCCUCCAGGCCAUCAGGGUGGGCGGGAGGCAGCUCAGCAUACCCGCCUCGGUCUUCUCCGCUGGGACGGUCAUGGACUCGGGCACGGUCAUCACGCGGCUGCCGCCGACCGCCUACUCGGCGCUGUCGUCGGCGUUCAAGGCCGGGAUGAAGCAGUACCCGCCGGCGCAGCCGAGCGGCAUCCUCGACACCUGCUUUGACUUCAGCGGCCAGUCCAGCGUCAGCAUACCGUCCGUCGCGCUAGUCUUCUCCGGGGGCGCCGUUGUCAGCCUCGACGCCAGCGGCAUCAUCCUCAGCAACUGCCUCGCCUUCGCGGGCAACAGCGACGACAGCUCCUUGGGCAUCAUCGGCAACGUGCAGCAGCGGACGUUCGAGGUGCUGUACGACGUUGGCCGGGGCGUCGUGGGGUUCAGGGCUGGGGCGUGCUGAUCGAUCGUGAUCGGCGCAAGGACAUUGACAAUACCGGCCGGGAGUACGUACUGUGCUCGUUUGGGUUGCGAGUGCAACGUAAAUGGAAGAAGUGCAAAACAUAUACAUACUACUUCGAUUUUAAUUAUCUUUGCGAUAGCAUGCAAUAACGUCAUGCAUGCAAGUGUGCAAACUACUAAAAGCUAAAAGAUAAUCUUAAUGUCACCUGAUUGAUGACUAUAAAAGAUUAAUGAUAUA